Molecule: messenger RNA, 1077 nt
Organism: Lachancea nothofagi CBS 11611
Lineage: Eukaryota; Fungi; Ascomycota; Saccharomycetes; Saccharomycetales; Saccharomycetaceae
Source: the annotation of a GenBank genome assembly
AUGGCGUCUAAAAGUGUCAAUGUUGCUGUCAUCGGUGCUGGUGUCGUUGGGUCUAGCUUUCUUAAGCAGUUGAGUUCGGUUAAAUCCCAAAUCUCUUACAAUCUAAUUCUUCUCUCGACUUCCAAGAAGGCUUUGAUCUCCAAAGACUACAAACCUUUGAAAUUGGGAAGUUGCGAGACUGAUUUGGCCCAAACCACAGAGGCGCCUUUGUCCUUGGAAAAACUUUUGGAUUUCCUAAAACAGUCGCCUGCGCCAGUCAUUUUCGUCGACAAUACUUCCAACGAGUCGAUUGCCAAUUUCUACCCACAAUUAGUUCAAAACGGGAUUUCUAUUGCUACCCCUAACAAAAAAGCCUUCUCAUCCAGCCUGGCUCUUUGGAACGAGCUCUUCAGUGGCAACGAGUCUAGCGGCUUGGUUUACCACGAAGCCACCGUCGGUGCUGGCUUGCCCAUUAUUGGUUCUCUAAAUGACAUGGUUCAGACUGGUGAUAGAAUUCAAAAAAUCGAAGGUAUCUUUUCCGGAAGUCUUUCGUUCAUUUUGAACAAGUUCUCUAGUACCUCGCCCUCAGACUACAAGUUCUCGGAUAUUGUGAAGACUGCCAAGGAUUUAGGCUACACUGAACCAGACCCAAGAGAUGACCUCAAUGGACUCGAUGUUGCUAGAAAGGUUACAAUUUUGGCCAGAAUUGCUGGCUUCAAAGUAGAGUCUCCAACUUCUUUCCCAGUUCACUCCUUGAUUCCUAAACAGUUGGAAUCCGUUGCGUCUGGUGCCGAGUACUUGGAGAAAUUACCAGAAUAUGAUCAGGAAAUGGAGCAAUUGAAAAAAGAGGCUGCUGCCGAAAACAAGGUGUUGAGAUUUGUUGGUAAGGUUGAUUUCCCUAACAACUCAGUGUCCGUUGGCAUCGAGAAGUAUGACUUUUCCCAUCCUUUUGCGUCUUUGACGGGUUCUGACAACGUGGUGUCUAUUCAAAGUAUGCGUUAUCCAAGUCCUUUGAUUGUCCAAGGCGCUGGUGCCGGUGCUGAUGUUACCGCAGCAGGUGUACUUGCAGACGUUUUCAAAAUUGCUCAAAGACUCUAA